This is a messenger RNA of Xenopus laevis (African clawed frog), 1693 nucleotides long. RefSeq names its product proteasome 26S subunit, non-ATPase 12 S homeolog (gene psmd12.S). The record is from RefSeq and is marked provisional. Gene Ontology annotation, cellular component: cytoplasm; proteasome regulatory particle, lid subcomplex. The transcript is spliced from 11 exons. The coding region runs from base 117 to 1442 and encodes 441 amino acids. Lineage: Eukaryota; Metazoa; Chordata; Amphibia; Anura; Pipidae.
GACAGACUUAGGCGGCUCCGGUGUGCCUGUUCAUUGUCAAUUCUGCUGCCUCCGAGUCAUUCUCCGGGUUCAACAUGUCAGAGGAAACUGAACGCUCUGAUGGCCGCAUUGUUAAAAUGGAGGUGGAUUAUAGCAGCACCGUGGAUCAGCGGUUGCCCGAGUGUGAGAGGAUGGCAGGGGAAGGACGCUUGCAGGAAGUGAUUGAGAUCCUCUUGUCUCUGGAAAAGCAGACUAGAACAGCUUCUGAUAUGGUGUCAACCUCCCGAAUCUUAGUGGCAGUAGUUAAGAUGUGCUAUGAAGCCAAAGAAUGGGACCUGCUCAACGAGAACAUUAUGCUUCUGUCCAAGAGGAGGAGUCAGCUCAAACAGGCUGUAACCAAGAUGGUCCAGCAGUGCUGUCAGUAUGUGGAGGAGAUCACAGACCUUCCCAUCAAACUGCACCUCAUUGACACACUCCGGACAGUUACAGAGGGAAAGAUUUAUGUGGAAAUUGAGCGUGCUCGCCUAACCAAAACCCUUGCUGCUAUCAAGGAACAGAGCGGGGAUGUUAAGGAGGCAGCCUCCAUUCUGCAGGAGUUACAGGUGGAGACCUAUGGAUCCAUGGUGAAGAAAGAGAAGGUGGAAUUUAUACUGGAGCAGAUGCGCCUUUGUCUGGCUGUUAAAGACUUUAUCCGAACCCAAAUCAUUAGCAAGAAAAUAAACACCAAAUUUUUCCAAGAGGAGAACACUGAGAAAUCGAAGCUAAAUUAUUACAACUUAAUGAUUCAAGUGGACCAGCAUGAGGGAUCUUAUCUAUCUAUAUGCAAGCACUACCGGGCCAUCUAUGAUACCCCCUGUAUCCUAGCUGAGAGUGACAAAUGGCAGCAUGCCCUAAAGAGUGUGGUGCUGUAUGUCAUUCUGUCUCCUUACGACAAUGAGCAAUCUGACCUGGUCCAUAGGAUCAGCACUGAUAAAAAACUGGAAGAUAUUCCCAAGUACAAGGAUUUGUUGAAACUGUUCACCACAAUGGAGCUUAUGCGUUGGAGCACACUGGUAGAAGAUUAUGGGAAAGAGCUGAGGGAAGGCUCCCUUGACAGUACAGCCACUGAUGUGUUUUCCUACAGUGAGGAGGGGGAAAAGCGCUGGAAAGAUCUAAAGAACCGGGUGGUUGAACAUAAUAUAAGAAUAAUGGCUAAAUAUUAUACUAGGAUUACUAUGAAGCGGAUGGCACAACUGCUAGACCUUUCCAUAGAUGAGUCUGAGGAGUUCCUGUCCAGUCUGGUUGUUAACAAGACUAUAUAUGCUAAAGUAGACAGGUUGGCUGGAAUUAUAAACUUUCAGAGACCAAAGGACCCCAAUGAUCUUCUCAAUGACUGGUCCCAGAAACUAAACUCCUUGAUGUCCUUGGUAAACAAGACAACACAUCUCAUAGCUAAAGAAGAGAUGAUCCACAAUCUUCAAUGAGCCACAACUGUUAUUUUAAUGUGGCUCAAUAGCAUAGCCCAGCAGUACAGGCAUUUCUACAUAUAGCAUUCACAUUGUUCAGUCUGUUUGCUGGCGGGAGAGCCUGUGCUGCAUUGCAGGGCAGAAAUGGGAUUAACAUUGGGAUGGUCAACUGUAUAAUAUAUUUUUUAUGUUCCUUUCUAAGUGUAACAAUAUAGAAUGGCUUUUUUUGUGUUCUAAUAAAAUGCAAAUAUCCCUGUUAGGGCUCUGUA